Pseudozyma hubeiensis SY62 is the source of this 1746-nucleotide messenger RNA. Its product is annotated as chromate transporter. The transcript has a single exon. Gene Ontology annotation, molecular function: chromate transmembrane transporter activity. Gene Ontology annotation, biological process: chromate transport. NCBI's taxonomy places the organism in Eukaryota, Fungi, Basidiomycota, Ustilaginomycetes, Ustilaginales, Ustilaginaceae. The coding region runs from base 1 to 1746 and encodes 581 amino acids. The record is from RefSeq and is a predicted model, not a curated record.
AUGGUCGCGACGUCGGUUAUGAAUCGGUCUGGCUCGCACCACUCCAACAUGGACACACCCGGUCAAUCCUCCGUGCGUGCGGCUUCGGUCAACGCAUCGAGCGGGCCUCUGCUCGAGCCGGAACAUCAAGACCGUCGCACUCUCAAGCUCAGCGUUCGACUCGCCGAUACCAUACGUCACUUUUGGGAUCUCGGAUUCACGGCUUUCGGUGGUCCAGGCGUCCAUGUUGUCAUCCUUCGCAAACGCUUCGUCGACAAGCUGGCCUGGAUCGACGAGACCACAUUCGCCGAUCUCUUCUCGCUCGGCAACGCACUUCCCGGCCCUGGAUCUACCCAGCUCGCCUUUUCCAUCGCUGUCGCGCGCAACGGAACAUUAGCGGGCCUUGUUGCCUUCCUCUUCUGGUCGCUUCCCGGCGCGGCCGGUAUGGCUACUCUUGGCGCCGGUGUGAGGAAGUUCCCCGAACGACUGCCGCCGAUCGUGCUGGGCCUCUUGACCGGCCUGAAUGCUUCAGCUGUCGGUCUCAUCGCGCUCGCUGCUUUUCAGCUCAGCAAUUCCUCCAUCACAGAUCCAGUCACGAGACUGCUGGUUUUAGGUUCUGCCUCAUUCGGUAUUUGCUACCACGCACCUUGGAUGUAUCCUGUGCUCGUGUUCGGAGGUGGUCUCAUCACUCUGCUUUAUGACUUUCGCCAUCGUAUCGUUCAAGCCGUCUCUUCCAAGAUUCAGAGGCAGAGUGCUAGGUCCAAAGAUCGCGAGCAGAAUCGGGUCGACAUCCAACCUGACGCCACUCAGGACAUAGAGCUUGAACCUGUCGCCUCCAACCGUAGGCCGUCCCUCGAUGAUGCAACGGACAAGAAGCAACCUGGUCCAGCAGUGCAAGAGCUGCCAUUCCAGGCAGGGCCAAGCACAGCGCAAACCUCCCUUCGACAACGCACUGCCCACAAUGUUGACCGCAAUCGUUCAAAUAUAGCUGCGAAUGGCAACACGCCCGAGUCCGUUGCCGCAGCCGACCGUCGUACGCCUAUCAUGGUCUUGAACCGCACUGUCGCGAUCGCUCUCUUUUCAGGCUUCAUCACGCUCGUCGUCGCCGUCGUUGUCACACGAUCCCAGCUCACUUCACCUCCGCGCACCCUCGACUUCUUCACUGACAUGAUGAUCGCAGGGGUCAUCAUCUUUGGCGGCGGUCCAGUCGUCAUUCCACUCCUUCGAGGCUAUACCGUCGAGAACGGCUGGGUCGAAUCGCGAGAUUUUCUGCUUGGCUUUGCCAUCCUUCAAGCCUUUCCCGGUCCCAACUUCAACUUUGCCGCCUAUCUUGGUGUCCUUUCCGUCCCAAGCAAUCCUGCGCUUGGCGCUUUCAUCGGUUGGCUGGGCAUCUUCUCACCUGGUCUGCUGCUUAAGCUCUCACUGCUUCCGAUCUACAACACGUGGCGUAAGCACGAGGUCGCCAAAUCUGCACUUCGCGGUCUCAAUGCCUCUGCGACGGGGUUGGUGUUCACUGCAGUGUGGCAGUUAUUCCUCGUCGGAUACAUUUACACUCCCGCACGUGGCGCCGCUGUGGAAGCGACAAGUCAGAGCGGUCCGCUGACGUCCGAUCCUUUCUGGGGCGUGGUGGCCAGUUCGGCAUUUGUGGCCACGCAAUGGUUCAAGAGUCCACCUGCCGUCACCAUUGUUGCCGGUGCUGUAGCAGGGCUCGCAUGGUUCGGCGUUGUUGGUGCAGCAGGUACCGAGCGUCAGCUGGCUUUCUUCUGA